UAUUCCGAUAUAGUAGUAUUUUAUUUUCAGUCACAAAACAUUAGAGCCCUAACAAAAUUUUCGUGUUGAAAACUUUUCGCAGUUUCUUUGACUUUGCAAAAAAUAUGGCGGAGAAUAUUGAGAAGAAUUCAAAUAGAUCGGUAGCUAACACCGUGGCAAAGAGAGAAUCCCUUUGCGAUAUUAGCAGCAGUUCUUUGGACGCAGGGACUCUUUCAUCUGAUUUAGAACUGGAACGAAUUGUGGCAAAGACUUUGGGACAGCUUCAAGCGAUACCCCACUUUGGCGACCUGUAUGUGAAUGACUUAGUGGAUGUGAUUAUGCCAAAAAUUAGGAGCGAAGUAUUCGGCUAUGACCGAGCCUACAAGGAUGUUCAGAAUAUACAAGAAUCCCUGGAUACAAAUCUACAGCAGGUGCAAGUAGUAGAUCAGGACAUAGCUGAUAUAUUUUUAGAUUUCCACAAUGUAUAUAGGAAGCUUGAAAAAUUCGAUGAAAGUGGCAGCAAGUUGAGCAGCGCAAAAAAGGUAAAGUUGAUAAGGCAUGUCAAAGAAGCUGAGGAAUUUCAGAAUCGUUCGCGGCAUUAUCUUUCAAAUGAUCCCAAAGAGAUGAGUGCCAAGCUUGUUGGUCCCCCAAAGGAACCCCCAUCAAAUCCCAAGGGGGACUAAUCCCACAUAAGAGGCAUUGUGUGAACCUUUCCACGGAGCUCACUGAGAGAAGGACGUUUCUCACCAACAUGAUAGCGUUCAAGAAAUCGGACUAUUCGUUUCAACUUAAUCGCUUCAAAACUUACUUCAGUGAUGUCCAGCAUGCAAUAAAUUGUCAUGAGUAAUAAAUUAAUAUGUACUUUGUUUUAAA
This is a messenger RNA of Drosophila rhopaloa, 852 nucleotides long. RefSeq lists its product as uncharacterized. The transcript has 2 exons. The coding region runs from base 105 to 662 and encodes 185 amino acids. The record is from RefSeq and is a predicted model, not a curated record. NCBI's taxonomy places the organism in Eukaryota, Metazoa, Arthropoda, Insecta, Diptera, Drosophilidae.